AUGGAAAGAGCAGAGAAAGAAGAGGCAGAUAUAAACAAUCUGGAAAGAUUACCAGAAGGAUGUAUAUCUGACAUCCUAUCUCUGACAACACCUGCAGAUGUGUGCAGGUCUAGUCUAGUCUCAACUCUUUUUAAAUCUGCUGCUGAUUCAGAUGCUCUCUGGGAGAAAUUUCUACCGGCCGAUUAUCAAGAGAUUAUUUCUAGAGCAUUACAUCCUUUUUCAUCAGCUGCAGUACCUAAGAAAGACUUAUAUUAUCGGCUAUGCGAUGAGCCGCUUCUCAUUGAUGAUGGUUUUAAGAGCUUUCAGUUGGAAAAAUCUAGUGGAAAGAAAUGUAUCAUGAUCGGAGCAAAGGAGGUUGACAAUCCUUCUUGGCAUUGGCUAGCUCACCCUGGCUCCAGGUUUCCUACGGUGGUUGUACUUCAGCGUGUAUCCCGGUUUGAAAUCUGUGGGAAGCUUGAUGCCAGAUUGUUAUCACCAAAGACCUUGUAUGCAGCUUACCUCGAGGAGAGACAUCUCUACUUGAUUCUAGACGGUGGCGGGGGUCAACACUUUGCACAGGAGAGAGGAGAUGGCUGGAUGGAGGUUGAGAUGGGUUAUUUCUAUUACGAAGGACUAGAAGACAACGAGGAUGGGCAGGUGCAUAUGUCUGUGCUUGAGACUGAGGGCUUAAUUGCCAGGUGCGGCCUUAUUGUCCAAGGGAUAGAAGUUAGACCCAAGGUGGACACACAAAUCCUACUGUAA
This is a messenger RNA of Papaver somniferum (opium poppy), 741 nucleotides long. Its product is annotated as F-box protein PP2-B10-like. The transcript is spliced from 2 exons. The record is from RefSeq and is a predicted model, not a curated record. Lineage: Eukaryota; Viridiplantae; Streptophyta; Magnoliopsida; Ranunculales; Papaveraceae. Gene Ontology annotation, molecular function: protein binding. Bases 1 to 741 code for a protein of 246 amino acids.